Messenger RNA from Macrobrachium nipponense, 378 nucleotides. RefSeq names its product craniofacial development protein 1-like. Bases 1 to 378 code for a protein of 125 amino acids. The record is from RefSeq and is a predicted model, not a curated record. NCBI's taxonomy places the organism in Eukaryota, Metazoa, Arthropoda, Malacostraca, Decapoda, Palaemonidae. The transcript has 2 exons.
AUGUAUGUUCCACCUCUCCUGAGGGAUAUUUUUGAAAGACGUAUCCCUCAGGAGAUGAAACACAGAUCAUACCCGUGUGAACUCUCUCGAGAGACUGAGAGUUUCCAGCCCUGUGACUGGCUUAUCAACAGCCAAUCAGGAGCGUUGUGGUCGAAAGAAGAAACCAUGAUUUGUACAAAAACGGCCACGGAGGAGGACCCAAAAGAAGAAGGAGAAGAACCCAAAAAGAAGAAGAAUACUCCAAAACAAGAAACGAAGAAGAACCCAAAACAAGAAGUUGAAGAGAAAAAGGAAGAGUCCAAACAAGAAGAAGAAGAAGAAGAAGAACCCAAAGCAAGAAGAAGAAAAGGAAGAAUCCAAAGCAUGAAGAAUAAGUAG